ACACACACACGGAAUAAACAUAUACCCACCAGCUGAACGAACGUGUAAACGCAACCACUUUGACGUUUCUGCAUAUUGUUCAUUGCAUCGAACCGAACCUAUUUUCAAUGAUUAAUAACACACAAAGACGACAUCGAUAAUUCAUUUAUUAUUCCUUUUGUUUCGAUAGAAAGUUUCGUUUUUGAUUAUUUAAGCGUCAAAAUGUAUCAAGAUCAACCGCCAUCGUAUAAUGAAGCAAUUAAUUCACCCAUCACACCAUCUGCACCACCUGUUGGUACGGGAAUCGCACAGAGCUCAACUGCUGUGCCGGACAGUAGUUUUGCACCCAUUUAUCCCAUUCAAUCGUCGCCGAUGCAAAUGCAACCUGAGGUCAUAGUAACAAAACCGAUUCGACCUUUGCCCAACGCUGGAUAUGGAACUAUAAGUCAUUCAACUAUCGCUGUGCCAACCGAGAUAAUUGUAAUCAACGGUUGUCCAGUUUGCCGCAUAGGCGUUUUAGAGGAUGAUUAUACUUGCUUGGGCAUCUGCUGCGCUAUAUUCUUCUUCCCCCUUGGAAUUUUAUGCUGCCUUGCCCUAAAAAAUAAACGAUGCACCAAUUGUGGCGCUCAAUUCUAAUCGUCGUUAUGAUAAUGAACCAAAAAUCUUCAACGAAUUCAUAGAACCGGCAAACAAUUUGGCGGCCAAAUCAUGUUUUACCAUUCGAAAUGCAAUUCGCUUUUCUUGUACAUACAAAAUGGUGAUAUUUUGGGAAUUUUUUCUUUUGACCAAAAAAAAAAACACAAUAUUUCCAUGCUAUAGAGUCCAUUUUUCCAAUCGAAAUAUUUGUUUAGUAUUGAUGUGUAGAAUUGUGCAUGCAAUUGAUAUUACAUACAUAGCGCAUGGUUACACAUUUGCAGUUGAGCUACUGAUUAUAUUACUGUAUAGAUAAUAAGAUUAGAUUUAGGAGAAAGUUGUUGUUCAACAUCGACGAACAGCCGAAUUUGAUUUAUAAAACAUUUCGAAGUGAGCAAAGGCGAAGAAAUUGUAACACUGUUCGUCCGAAUGAAAGAGAAUAACAUGUGUAAUGUUUAUAUAUCCUAACCGAACCGAAUAAAUGAACAAAAAUGACAAGAAAAAAA
Molecule: messenger RNA, 1118 nt
Organism: Sitodiplosis mosellana (orange wheat blossom midge)
Lineage: Eukaryota; Metazoa; Arthropoda; Insecta; Diptera; Cecidomyiidae
Product: brain protein I3
Exons: 3
Coding region: 202-615 (137 amino acids)
Source: RefSeq, a predicted model, not a curated record